GGAGGCGGUUCUUCCGGGUCAAGCUUGCAAGCUCCUUUCUGUAACUCAGCAGUCAUGAGAGUUUCUGUGUGAUGUGUUAUGCGUGACUCUACUGGGUGUUGUGAGAGGAGGUUAGUCAAGCUCAGAACUCCAAACAUGGAUUUAGUCACCUAUGAUGACGUGCAUGUGAACUUCACUCAGGAAGAGUGGGCUUUGCUGGAUGCUUCUCAGAAGAGUCUCUACAAAGGUGUGAUGGUAGAGACCUAUAGGAAUCUCACAGCUAUAGGUUACAGUUGGGAAGAACAUACAAUUGAAGACCAUUUCCAAACUUCUAGAAGUCAUGGAAGGCAUGAAAGACGUUCUUCUGCAGAGCAACACUCUGAGUUUAUUCCAUGUGGUAAAGCCUUUGCAUAUCAGAGUCGUAGUCAAAGGCAUGUAAGAAUACACAAUGGAGAGAAACACUAUGAGUGUAACCAAUGUGGUAAAGACUUUGGAACAAGGAGUGUCCUCCAAAGACUUAAACGAACACAUACAGGAGAAAAACCCUAUGAAUGUAACCACUAUGGUAAAGCCUUUGCAGAAAGCAGUACUCUCCAAAUCCAUAAGCGAAAACAUACAGGAGAGAAACCAUAUGAAUGUAACCACUGUGUUAAAGCCUUUGCAAAAAUGAGUAAACUCCAAAUACAUAAACGAAUACAUACAGGAGAGAAACCCUAUGAAUGUAAGCAAUGUGGUAAAGCCUUUACACAAAGCAGUCAUCUCGGAAUCCAUAAGCGAACACAUACAGGAGAGAAACCCUAUGAAUGUAAACAAUGUGGUAAAGCCUUUACACGAAGCAGUACUCUCCAAACCCAUAAGCAAACACAUACAGGAGAGAAACCCUAUGAAUGUAAACAAUGUGAUAAAGCUUUUGUAAGAAGGGGAGAACUCCAAAUCCAUAAGCGAACACAUACAGGAGAGAAACCCUAUGAAUGUAAGCAAUGUGGUAAAGCCUUUGCACAAAGUGGUACUCUCCAAAUCCAUAAGCGAACACAUACUGGAGAGAAACCCUAUGAAUGUAAGCAAUGUGGUAAAGCCUUUGCACAUAGCAGUACUCUCCAAAUCCAUAAGCGAACACAUACAGGAGAGAAACCGUAUGAAUGUAAACAGUGUGAUAAAGCUUUUGUAAAAAGGGGAGAACUCCAAAUCCAUAAGCAAACACAUACAGGAGAGAAACCCUAUGAAUGUAAACAAUGUGGUAAAGCCUUUGCACAAAGUGGUACUCUCCAAGUACAUGAGCGAACACAUACAGGAGAGAAACCCUUUGAAUGUAACCAAUGUGGUAAAGCCUUUGUACAAUGCAUUGCUCUCCGAAUACAUGAACGAACACAUACAGGAGAGAAACCCUAUGAAUGUAAACAAUGUGGUAAAGCCUUUGCACAUAGCAAUACUCUCCAAAUACAUAAGCGAACACAUACAGGAGAGAAACCCUAUGAAUGUAAACAAUGUGGUAAAGCCUUUGCACAUAGCAGUACUCUCCAAAUACAUAAGCAAACACAUACAGGAGAGAAACCAUAAGAAUGUAAACAAUGUGGUAAAGCUUUUAAAAGAAGUGGUGACCUUCUAAUACAUAAGCGAACACAUACAUGAGAGAAACCCUGUGAAUGUAAGCAACGUGGUAAAGUUUUUAUAAGAAGUGUUGACCUUCAAAUACAUAAGCGAAGACAUACAGGAGAUAAACCCUAUGAAUGUAAACAAUGUGGUAAAGCUUUGCAGAAAGCAGUACUCUCCAGAUAUAUAAGCGAACACGUACAGGAGAGAGACCCUAUGAAUGUAACUAGUGUGGUUAAGCCUUUGCAGGAAGCAGUGGUCUCCAAUGUCAUAAAAGAACACAUACAGGAGAAACACCCCAUG
Molecule: messenger RNA, 1872 nt
Organism: Mus musculus (house mouse)
Lineage: Eukaryota; Metazoa; Chordata; Mammalia; Rodentia; Muridae
Gene: Zfp968
Product: zinc finger protein 968
Exons: 4
Coding region: 79-1536 (485 amino acids)
Source: RefSeq, marked validated